AUGACCUUCCGGAUUUUAGCUGUGAUGCAGAGUGCAGGACAUCUGAGGGUCAAUGUUAGUGGUACCGUGGAGUAUCAAACUUCACAGCAGAUGAUUGUGUUCUGCACUUUAUCUGUGGGGAUAUGCUGCACUUUUCUCUACAUAAACUUUGUUCUGUUGUACAUCUUGAGGAGCAAGCCAGUUUUUUGUGAGACGUCCCGUCACAUUCUGUUGUUUAACCUUCUCUUCACAGAUACUGCCUUUCUUGUGACAAGUUUGUUGCUCUACUUACUUGCUGCUUUCAGGUUGAGGCUGAAAUUGUAUGUUUGUGGUUUGCUUAUAAGCCUUGGUGUUUUAGAAGACAUCGUCUCUCCUCUUACUCUGGCAGUGAUGUCCCUUGAGAGAUAUGUGGCUGUGUGCUUUCCUAUGAGACAUGCAGACCUUGUCACCGUCAGAAACACAGGAGCAGCCAUCGCUGUUGUGUGGACCAUCUCUGGUGGCAAUGUUCUAAUAAAAGGGUUAAUACUUGUUGGUUGGGUAAAUGAUUUGGAUGCAGACACUAAAGACUUCUGCUCGAAAGAGAUAAUGUUCCUGGCCCCGCAGUCGAUUGUAUUUGAUCAAACAUUUCACGCUUUUGUGUUUGCAAUCGGGGGAAUGGUAGCUAUUCUUUCCUAUGUUGGUGUGACGUUGGUAGCCAGGUCAGCCUCGAGAGACAAAGCCUCUGCUGGCAAGGCUCGAAAAACUGUUUUACUUCAUAUGAUUCAGUUGGUGCUGAUUCUAAUCUCUACCAUCUACUCUAGUAUGCUCCUAAGCCUUGCAAGAAUAGUGGACAGAACCACUUUGGUUCGUCUCUACAACAGUUUUUUUGUAUUUUUUAAUCUAUUAUCCAGGUGUUUCACUGCUCUUAUCUAUGGGCUCAGAGACCAAACCAUCAGACCUCUCCUCUUGAAAGGGCUCUGUGGUCAUCUCGAAAGCUUGGCCCCCACAUAA
Gadus chalcogrammus (walleye pollock) is the source of this 969-nucleotide messenger RNA. RefSeq names its product odorant receptor 131-2-like. Bases 1 to 969 code for a protein of 322 amino acids. The transcript has a single exon. Gene Ontology annotation, biological process: G protein-coupled receptor signaling pathway. Gene Ontology annotation, cellular component: membrane. The record is from RefSeq and is a predicted model, not a curated record. Gene Ontology annotation, molecular function: G protein-coupled receptor activity. Lineage: Eukaryota; Metazoa; Chordata; Actinopteri; Gadiformes; Gadidae.